UUAAUAUGAUAAUCAAUGCGUUGUAAUUAUUUCUUUUAUUUAAUUGACAGGAGUAGUUUUGAUCAUUACGUUUUUGCUCAACAAUGGUCUGGUACAUUUUGUGAAGUGAACGAAUACUGCCUCCGUAAGCUUACAACUCGGAAUGCUUGGACAGUUCAUGGUUUAUGGCCUUCAAAUGGCUCAAGUUCAGCAUUUUGUUCAAGAGGAUCUUCUUUUGAUAUAAAUAAAUUAAAGAGCAUAGAGAGUCAGUUGAAAGACAAGUGGCCAAGUUAUUCCUCACCAUCUGAAGAAUUUUGGAAGCAUGAGUGGGAAAAGCAUGGCAAAUGUGCCACAAGGCAAGGAAGUAUGAUACCAGAGUUGACUUACUUCAAACAAGCCCUUGAUUUGAACAAAAAAUUCGACAUUUAUAGUGUUUUGAAAAAAAAGAAAAUUGUUCCAUCAUAUAAUAAAAUGUACAAGGUAUCUGACAUAAAGCAAGCUUUGGAAAAGGCAUUUGGUACCACUGUUAACCUGAGUUGCAAGACAAAAGAUAAAAAGGCCUACCUUACUGAAUCUAGGAUUUGCUUGGACUUGAAUUUCAGACCAAUCAACUGCUAUAGACAGUUUGGAAACUGUAAGGGAAAAGGCCAAGUGAAAUACCUUCCCAGUGGAAGCCGAAGUUUAUAUGCUCUGCAUCUUGGAAGCAUUCAGCCAUUUCUUUUUCUUCUUAUUCUUUUUUGGCUCUCAUAAGCUAUCAUGAUGUAACAUUUUCAAUGCUUCAUCUUUCAGUUAGUGUUUCUAGCGAGAGAUUUAAUUGUUGCAGUCCAAUGACUGAAACAAGUUAUCUUGUGCUUUAAGUAUUUCAUGACAAUAUUUCGUAUAAAAUAUGUCUAUGUCUUUCUAUUAAUUUCGAAAAUAAUCAAGAAUUUGGUUGCAUUUAACAAAAUAAUUAACUUUUAUUUGAUUGCUAUAUUAAAUUAGUGUUAGCUAAUGUUUGGAGCAUAACGUAAGGGAAGAUUCUUGCAGAAAAUUCUAAAGGAGAACUUAAUUUAAACCUGGAAAUAUACUUAAUAUUUAAAUUAAGUAUAUUUCCAGAUUAAUUUAAUUCUGGAAACUAAGGAAAUUGAUGCUUUUUAUAUCAAAGAACCAGAAAUUGUCUCAAGUGAUUUGGUUUGAUAAGCAAAUUUGCUCACAUUCGUUAUGUUAUUUUUAUAAAUAAUUCCCGCUAAAGUUUGGAAAAACUAUUUUUAAAUGAAUAUAUAAGUAAAUAAAAAAGAAGCAAUGCUCCCCACAACCUUUGCAGUUUGUUGCUAUGUAAAGAACUAUGUAAACAAAUCCUGUAAAUGGACAUUGAUCAUGUGACAAAUUCUGUAAAUGUGGAAACAUCAAAACAUCGUGAAUAAAGCAUUUUCAAAUAAUUCUACA
Messenger RNA from Octopus bimaculoides (California two-spot octopus), 1404 nucleotides. RefSeq names its product ribonuclease DdI. The record is from RefSeq and is a predicted model, not a curated record. Gene Ontology annotation, molecular function: RNA binding; ribonuclease T2 activity. NCBI's taxonomy places the organism in Eukaryota, Metazoa, Mollusca, Cephalopoda, Octopoda, Octopodidae.